AUGCUAACUGGAGUUCCUGUUAGAAGACCACUUGUGCACGACAGAGCCAUGGAUGACCUAGACCAGGACAGCAGCCUAAGCGAUGUCCCCAGCAACCUCGGCUCCCCGAGGCUACGCCGCCGCCCCGGUGAUGCCGACUAUGCACCAAGCGAAGGCGAUGGGUCUCUAGACCAAAGCGUUCAUAUGCAGGAUCACGAAAUGGCCGAUCGUGACGAUAACGAUGACGAUGAAGCUGAAGGCGCCGGCGCAGCAUCCCACUAUCCUCGACGAAAACGCACAUCUCUCUUUACUGAUUUGAGUGAAAGUAAAAUAGAAAUUCCCACCUCCAUACGACAAGAGCGUACUGCAUUGCCAACCUCUGGUAGUCGGCCCAAACAUCAACGUGCCAGCCUCGGUGUUGGUGGUAAAGGCGUGUUGCUCGGCCACUGGCGCGAUUCUCCAGCACCAACUCUAAAGGAUAGGCACGGAGUUAUCGGCUUCAUCGAUGUUCGUGACAGGCUACGAACUCGUAUCCAGCACACCAACAAGGACGGUGACCAUAUCAACGAUAAAUGGCCUAUGCCAGCAGGACCUGGCGGCAGCUGGGUGACAUUUGAGCGCAUUCACUUUUCCGACCAUCUUAUCGGUCUCGACCAUUACCAAGUCAAAGAGUUCGUUCGCAUCCGCGCCGGGCUUGGUGAAGACACACAAGAGGAGCAAGAUGAGAAUAUCAGUGCCGCAAUCACAGAGGCCAUUCAGCGUGGACGGGAGGCGGCAUUGCAAGACCAUUCGAGCGGUCAACCUCAGAUUGCUUGUGGUGCCACCGCGCAACCACCGCCACCUGCCGACCAACCCCGGCAAGAGGUGAAGCGAAGAAGAACGAGUGCUAGCUUCGUACCCGUUAAUUUCGAAUCAGAAGGCACGCAAGAAACACCGUCAGCAGACCGCCAGCCCCUGGACCCUCUCUAUGGCACACGGCCGACGAGAAUUCUUAUCGGCUACUGGAAAGGCUCCAGCGAAGAAGAUCCUCAAAACCGCCACGCCGUUGUAGGCAUCUUGGGCCAAAACGACAUGUUCCGAGUCAAGGUUUUGCGAGAAACGCGCGAUGGUAGAUACAUGGACGGAAACUUCCCCACUGGCGCCGGUGCUCUUUGGAUUCAUUACGAGGAAGUGGUCUUUGAGCCGCACCUAGAGCAGCUGACAAGAAACGAAGUCAAGGAAUACUGCCGAGUUCGUCAAUACCAGUUAGACCAGGGAGAGACGCCAGAAGAGCAAGAGAGCAACAAAGCCAAGGCUGUUGAGGACGCACGCAGAAGAACCAGCGCUUCCAACUGGCAGCCAUUGACGUACUUUACACGUGUUACCAACCCCGGCCAACCACCCCAAGGAGCGAUAGUAAGAGGGCCAUCUGCUGAAAAGGAGCCACGACAACCACGCCCCUAUGAAACGGGUGCCACCAAGUUCCGUAUUGCGCCCAACGAGGCUCAGGAGCGCGCAAGCGUGCAGGCCCGUCGUGAAAUCGCUCGAGCCGAAGCCGCUCAGAACCGCGCCGAUCGUCACUCGUCUCAUCGAGACUCUACCGUCGACUCGUCAGCCUCAACACCCACCAGUAGCGCUCAGGGCGGCCGCGGCUCGCUGCAGGACUCAGAGGAGAUGCAGCGCCUGAACCAGCUCUGGGCGCGCCAGGAGACUGCGCGAAUCCGAACAGCCGGCUCCGACGACGCAAAAAUGCACGACGGCAUCAAGUACGAACGCAAAGCUACAGGUCCAUUCCAGGGCAAGCUUGUGUCGCAAGGUGCCAUUAUCAGCAUCGACGGGGAGGACUACGUCGAAUACCGCGUUCUGACCAAGCCAACCUUCUUCUAA
Molecule: messenger RNA, 1845 nt
Organism: [Torrubiella] hemipterigena
Lineage: Eukaryota; Fungi; Ascomycota; Sordariomycetes; Hypocreales; Clavicipitaceae
Source: the annotation of a GenBank genome assembly